This is a messenger RNA of Plodia interpunctella (Indianmeal moth), 3496 nucleotides long. RefSeq names its product facilitated trehalose transporter Tret1-like. Gene Ontology annotation, cellular component: membrane. NCBI's taxonomy places the organism in Eukaryota, Metazoa, Arthropoda, Insecta, Lepidoptera, Pyralidae. The transcript is spliced from 7 exons. The record is from RefSeq and is a predicted model, not a curated record. Bases 127 to 1575 code for a protein of 482 amino acids. Gene Ontology annotation, molecular function: transmembrane transporter activity. Gene Ontology annotation, biological process: transmembrane transport.
UCGCACUUAUGUCAGGUUUCAAACGGUUCGAGCGAGCGGUGCGCGCGUAACGUGCGCGACUCACCGGCUUGCGAAUACAAUAUUUGAAAAAUUUUAAAACUUUGGUGUUCCUUUUUUAAUUUUAAAAUGUUGAAGUACACUGUGAAGAAAUAUUGUGCGGAGGGCAGCAAGGUGAACCAACUGUUGAUGGCCAGUUUAAUGGUCCUCCCCGUGUUCACGUACGGCACAGCAGUAGGAUGGAUGUCACCCAUGGGGGCUCGCCUGAUGUCCAAAGAGGACACGCCGGCGAAGGAACCUGUGCAUUCAGAGGUCAUCUCCUGGAUGGCGUCAGUGGCCUACCUCGUGGGCACGCCAGCAGUGUUCCUGUUUGGCUACAUUGUGGACAACUAUGGCAGGAAGAAAGCGUUGAUGUUCACUUCUUUAUCCAUGGUGGUCUGCUGGGGUCUCAAGCUGUAUUCCACGGAGACCUGGGCCCUGAUCACAGCCCGAGCCAUCAUUGGCCUUGGCGUCAGUGGGGCCUACGUCGUCACCCCCCUUUACAUCAAGGAAAUCAGUGAAGAUUCCAUUCGAGGGGUGUUAGGGAGCUUAGUAGUACUAUCACAAAACCUUGGGAACCUCAUGGUGUACUUAUUAGGGGAGUACUUGAGUUACAAUGCGACACUGUGGAUAUGUUUGGCGGUGCCGCUGAUUCAUCUGCUGUUGUUUACGACUAUGCCUGAAACACCUUCGUACUUAUUGAAGUGUGGUAAAGUUGAGGAAGCCCGUGAUGCCCUCGCGUGGCUGAGAUGCAGGGACGCCUCGGAGGCUGCGGUGGACAGCGAGCUGCAGCUUCUAGUUCUUGAACUGGAGCAGAACAAGGAGGGAAGAUUCUUCACCAAUAUCAAAACUUUGAUUUCGGACCGGAGCACCUUCCGAGCCUUCCGCAUCACACUCAUCAUAACCCUAGCUCGAGAGAUGUGCGGGUGCCUCACGGUCCUACACUACGCGUCUCUGAUCUUCACAUCUGCUAGCGAUGACGGAUGGGUUCUUACAGCCAAUCAGCAGGCGGCUUUGCUUGGUGUUGUGCAGCUGAUUGGGUCGUUGACCGCUUCUAGUUUAGUAGAGAGGACUGGAAGAAAGAAACUCCUAGGGAUCACGUGCUUCGUCUCCGGCAUAGCACUGUGCGCGCUGGGCUCCUGGUUCUACGUGUACCACCUGGGGAUCAUCUGCGCCACUUGGGUGCCGGUCGCCGCCCUGUGCCUGUGCAUAUACUGCGACGCGGCAGGGCUACAGCCUGUGCCGUUUGUUAUCAUGACUGAGAUGUUCUCCUUCCAGCUCCGCGGCACAGUGACAUCAAUUGUCAUCUCUUUCGCUUGCGCAUUGGUCUCUGUCCAACUUCGAGUAUUCCAACCAAUAGCAGACGCCGUAGGCCUCUAUCUCAUCUUCUGGCUUUUCGCCGGGAUCUGCCUCGUGAGCACCGUGUACAUCUUCAUGGAAGUACCAGAGACUAAGAUGAGGAGUAUUGAUGAAAUCUAUGCGAAGUUAGGCGGAAAGAAAGAGAUAAAAGACUGCGAGGCUGACGUUACUAGGCUAUAAUCAGGUUUAGAUAGUGUGUACUGAUGUACUUAUUGACAGCCAGAAGGCCGACCACGAAACAUGCAAAGACGUUGCACGUUACGAACGUCCACAUAGUGUAUCUUUUUCGUAUCGUAUCGUGUAAAAAAUAUAUUCCAUGGUAGCGUCCCAGGUUUCUUGAUAUAUUGAAAAGGGUAAAACACGCCUAGUGAAAAUGUGUUAAUGUAUUCAGAUAGGCAUUUUGGAUGUUAAAUUUCCCACCAGAAAAAUUUUCGAUAUGCAAUACAAUCGAUAUUUUUUAAACUUCAUAUUUCCACCCCGAAUUGUAAUCGGUUUCAAAAUACCGUUAGGGUAAAUGAGAUCUGUUUUAAAAUGCUCCAUCCGAAUUCGAGCAUGUAACGUCACUCAUUUUAAGUAAUUAAUUUAAUUAAAUAAUUGCUUUUAAAGAAUGAGAAAAAAUAAAUACCAAUUAUGAUUUACUCAUCGAAUUAAACCUAUAUUUUAUUUACCUACUAGGUACUUACGAAAAUUCAGUUGUAGUGAUUGUUCGAAUAAAUAUAUUUUGUUAAGUAAACAUGUACUUAGAAAAACAAUGAAACACCUUGGUUAUUCGAACUUACAUUUAUAAUGUUUUAAAUACUCAAAAUAAAAGUGCGUAUCUAUUUUUAUUGUCUUUGGUAAAAGAUUUGAAUAAUGCUGUAUUUUUCUUGAUUGUACUUUAGCUAUAUGGAUAAUCUGCUAAUUUGAGAAUCUCAUAUUAUGCGAAUAAAGGGAGUAAUUGAUUGAACAGGUUGUGUAAUAAUGCUUGGUCUCAUUGUAUCCAUCGGAGCCACGACAUAUGCUUAGAAUGGUAUUCCACCAGAGAUGGCCAAAAAGAAGUGAUACCUACUUCCUAGUAAAAUGUACUUUAAUGUAGUAAGUCUACAUACAUUUAAUACUAAAUUGUAUACUUCUAAUUUCAAUGUUCUGCGGUACCUGCAAAGGGUGCCCGGUAGGAUGUUUCUGGCACAAUCACGAGUGAGUUUGCAACAAAAAUUGUAUGAGUGUUGGAUAGGGCUGACUGGCCAAUCACAUCAGGCAGUUAGGUGGUGAAACAGGCCCCAACAAAUUUAUAUAUAGUAUAUAUAUAUAUAUUGGGAUUCCUUUUUUUCAUAUAAUUUUUUUUCCUAAUUUAGCAUAACGAGUUAGGCAUAUAUUUUUUUGACAUAAUAAUGUAUUUUACCAUAAUUUUGAUUUGCAUAAAGCUAUAGUGUAGCAGUAGGUUAGGGUGCGGCGGGAUUGGCCCUUGGGCCUACUAACUAUUAUUAUGAUAAGUAAAAGUAUGCCAUGUUAAAUUAUGACAAAAUUGUAUGCAUAAAAAUAGGGAACCAUAUAUAUUAGUAAUAUAUAAUGCUAUAUAAUAUUACAUUGACAAAUUUCUAAAUGGAUGGCCAGAACUCGCUAUGGAGAGAGAUGAGUGGAAAAAUAAGUUUUUGCCUUUGCCCAGACACAACACCUACAGGCUUGAUAAAAUAAAUAUAUAUAUUACAUGUAUUUAAAAAAGCGGCCAGUGUUUCGGCGCCAAUAAUCGAUACUUCCAUACUAAUAUUAUAAAUGCAAAAGUCUGUCUGUUCCGCUCCCACGACUAAACUGCUGAACCGAUUUUGAUGAAAUUUGGUAUGAAUGUAGAUGAAGACCACCGUUCAAACAUAGACCAAUUUUUCCAAGAAUCGCCUCCAAAUGCCUAAUAGCGAGGGGAGAAAGUUUGUAUGAAAAUUAUGACUGUCUCGCGUUCGCAGAGAAACUCACGCCGGCGAAGCCGCGGGCAAAAGUUAGUUAAGUAGGUAUAUAAUGUAGUGCCAUGUUAGCUGCGCCUGCGCUUGUAUAUAACAGUAGUUAGUAAGUAUAUACAAUUGUACGAAUGCGAGAAUGUGAUUUGUCAUAUUAAAUAUUUUUGUAAGUA